Lactuca virosa is the source of this 303-nucleotide messenger RNA. The record is from the annotation of a GenBank genome assembly. Lineage: Eukaryota; Viridiplantae; Streptophyta; Magnoliopsida; Asterales; Asteraceae.
AUGUUCAGUGCGGGGAGCAGAUGGAACUACAACAUAAUCUGUAGGUUGUGCACUAUUCUUCUUUCUGUUUUCUACGCGAAAAAGGCACAAUUGAUAGAGCCUCUGGUGAAGGGGACACUUAAUGUUCUUACAUCUGCUGCUAAAGUUCCAUCAUCUUCCAUGGUUGCAGUUGUGUUUCCUUAUGAACCUCUGUUUUUUUUGUUAUUGAUAUGGGGUUGGUGGGAUGCCUUGCAGCAAGAAGAAAAAUGCAAUUGCUUAGUUAUUUAUCGAUUUCCGUGGAUGAUGAUACCUUAUGGGCUUUAA